CUAAUGGGGAUAGCCGGGAAGCUUUCCGACGUGCCCGUCUUUGAUUCAGGAGUGCGGGAAGCCCUCGCCUUCACCAUGCAGCAAUACAAUCAACGCAGACGUCAGAGCUCCAACGUUUUCAAGGUGCUGAAUGUCCUGAAGGUGCAGUCCCAGUUGGAGACUAGGGACGAAUAUGAUUUUAUGGUGCAGGUGGUGGAAACAGAAUGUCAAAAGUGGGCCGCUCAGCGAAUGGAUUUUGAGACGAUCCAGAACUGUCAGCAACUUCCAGGAAAUCAGAUACAAACCUGCUACUUUAAAGUUAUACUCCGCUCUCCGGCUAACUUGGCAGUCACUGCCUGUUCCUCAUCUGGACUUCCGAAGGACCUUUUCAACUCAGGCUAAAGAUUCUGAGUGUGUCCAGCA
Messenger RNA from Pantherophis guttatus, 402 nucleotides. The record is from RefSeq and is a predicted model, not a curated record. NCBI's taxonomy places the organism in Eukaryota, Metazoa, Chordata, Lepidosauria, Squamata, Colubridae.